CAUAGUAGGUUUCGUAAUUUCGCUAUUAACGCAGUCUGUUUGUUUCCAUCGUUUGGUUUGUCGCUCUGCAGCCGCAAAAAUGUCACCAAGAAAAUUCUUCGUCGGGGGAAACUGGAAAAUGAACGGCGAUAAAGAGACACUUGGCGAAAUAAUUAUGACCUUGAACACGGCCAGUCUGAACGAUGAAACAGAGGUGGUGUGUGGAGCACCAUCCAUCUACCUUGAUUAUGUGAGAUCUAAACUGGACCGGAGGAUUGAUGUGGCCGCCCAGAACUGCUAUAAGGUACCCAAAGGAGCCUUCACUGGGGAGAUCAGCCCAGCAAUGAUUAAAGACUGUGGAGUCGAAUGGGUGAUUCUGGGGCAUUCCGAAAGACGUCAUGUUUUUGGCGAGAGUGAUGAGCUGAUUGGUCAGAAAGUGGCUCAUUGCCUAGAGAGUGAUUUGGGCGUGAUUGCCUGCAUUGGGGAGAAACUGGAGGAGAGAGAGGCUGAAACCACUGAGGAUGUGGUGUUUGCACAGACCAAAGUCAUUGCAGACAAUGUGAAGGACUGGGCUCGUGUGGUUCUAGCAUAUGAACCAGUGUGGGCCAUUGGCACUGGCAGAACUGCCACACCUGAUCAGGCCCAGGAGGUUCAUGAGAAACUGAGAGGAUGGCUGAGAGCGAAUGUGUCAGAAGCAGUAGCAGACUCUGUGCGCAUCAUCUAUGGAGGCUCUGUUACUGGGGGAAACUGCAAAGAGCUUGCAGCCCAGGCUGAUGUUGAUGGCUUCCUGGUUGGAGGUGCUUCCCUCAAGCCUGAGUUUGUUGACAUCAUUAAUGCCUGUUCAUAGAGAUAUUCAACCACUUCGAUUGUCCAACUAUUGCUGCCGCUCUGCACAAUCAAUAUUUACCAGCUUCCACUUUUUGUCAUUCCAAAAGGUUUGAAAGAUCUUGUUACAAAAGUGUGUGGUUUUACUGCUUUUACUCACCUACUUGGCAAAUGCUUGUGUUGGUUGGGUUGUUGGACUGGAAUAUGAAAGGGAUAGUUCACCCAAUAAUGAAAAUUCUCUCAUUAUUCACUUACCCUGAUGCCAUCCCAGAUGUGUAUGACUGUCUGUCUUCAGCAGAACACAAAUGAAGAUUUUUA
Messenger RNA from Myxocyprinus asiaticus (Chinese sucker), 1122 nucleotides. Its product is annotated as triosephosphate isomerase A. Gene Ontology annotation, molecular function: triose-phosphate isomerase activity. The transcript has 7 exons. Gene Ontology annotation, biological process: gluconeogenesis; glyceraldehyde-3-phosphate biosynthetic process; glycerol catabolic process. NCBI's taxonomy places the organism in Eukaryota, Metazoa, Chordata, Actinopteri, Cypriniformes, Catostomidae. Gene Ontology annotation, cellular component: cytosol. The record is from RefSeq and is a predicted model, not a curated record. The coding region runs from base 80 to 826 and encodes 248 amino acids.